UCUAUUUAUUUUUCGCUGGUUGUAUGACGGAUGAUGACAGAUGCACGGAAAGAUGGAUCUUAUUCAAAGGCCCUGCAGUGCUGAUGACUCUUUUGAGGUCAUAGAUUUCACAGAUCCGCAAGACCCCAUCAUAACCAGAAACUCCUCGCAUGGUCCUGAAUUGGAUGACCAUGUUAGCUGCCCAAUGUCUGACCCACAAGUAAGCCCAGCUGUCGGUGCUUCUAAUCAGAAUACAGCAGACUGCAGCCCAGCAAAUGGGUGUGAAGAUUGUAGAUCUACAUGUACUAGUCAAAAUAGUGAUGUGCCAAGUCCAGAAUGCUCCAUCAAAGGAGAACAAGAUACUUCAUCUUGUCCAUCCUGUUCUUAUAACCAAUCGUGUCAAAAUCUUAAUGUGAUGAACCAAUCGUCUUCCAUCUUACAAAAAAGUGACAGUGAAGGAGACCAAUCAGAAUAUGUGUGUUCAAGUACUGAAAAAGUGAAUGGAAGAGGGUCAUACGCAGCCAAGAAACCAUUAUCUCUGUCUGUAAAUGUUCACGAGCCCCCAGACGAAGAGGUGGAACUUUUACCUACUCCUGUACAAAGACGAGGAAACCCGCUAUCUCGUGAGGAUUUCACGAAACUUUUUGACCAAGACGGGAGACUUGUUGAUGAACACGCAUUUAGGAAAAGUAUAUUUAUGGGUGGAGUGGAGCCCGAAAUUCGUAAGGAAGCCUGGCAGUUUUUGUUUGGACUUUAUCCAUGCACCUCCACAUCUAGAGAGAGAGAAGAGCUUUUGUUGGAUUACAUCAUGAAAUACCAUGAGCUGAAGUCACGCUGGAAAACUAUCCUGGUGCUGAAUGCUCACCCUGGGGCUACCCUCUUACAGCAAGGUCUAGUGGCCAGGUACCAGAUUGAGGACCAGAAUAAUACCAUCCGGAGUCCGGAUCACAGCCCAGGGGAUCACAUCUCCGAGUAUGAGAUGAUGGAAAAGAUGUUGAUGGACGGCAAAAUGAAGGCGGAAAAACCGGACUUCCAGGUCCUGUCCAAGAACUUCCAGUCCAUUGACAUAUCAUCACCAGAGAUGCAGCAGAAAAUUGACUUCAUGAAAAUCCAAGCUCAGGUGUACGUGAAUAGACAGAAGAUCGAUGUGAAGAACCUGUGGAACCAUCUACGAGUGAUCGAUAAAGACGUCCCUCGUACUGAUCGGGACCUGGAGUACUUCAAGGGCACAAUGAAUCCGAACCUUACAGUAUUACGCAACAUCCUGUUGACAUUUGUAGCUUUCCAUCCAGACAUUGGAUACGCUCAGGGAAUGAAUGAUAUACUCGCUCAGUUUCUGGUCGUCUUCGACUCCGAGGUAGAAGCUUACUGGUGCUUCAGAAAUUAUUUACAGAAGAUUCAACAUGAGUUCACUGAAGAGGGAAUGGUCAGCAAAAUAGGGCUGGUUGUGCUUCUCCUCCAGGAAAUGGAUACUGCCUUGUUAGAACACCUGAAGGCUAAUGAUCUCGGAGAUUUGCUUUUCUGUCACAGGUGGCUCCUGCUCGGCUUUAAGCGUGAGUUUUCCUUCAUGGAGUCACUUCAAUGUUUCGAGAUUCUGAGCAGCCACCACCUCGAGCUGACAUCGAUGGAGGCAGAGAAGACACGUCGACAGGAACUCAAGCGGGAGUUUGAGAAUCAAGGUGGUGUAUUGAGAUCCUCUCUGCCUUCCGAUGUGGAAUGUCAGUUCACCUUUGACCUCUUUAUGUGUGUAGCUUUACUGCAGGAGAGUAGACCUCAACUGAUGGACUGCACGGAUACCGCAGCCGUGUACUCUGUCAUCAACAGUUUGAAGAUAAACCUUGAUGAGAUCUUGUUGAAGUCUGCUGACCUAUUUUAUACCUACUGCAAAAAGAGUGUGGAGGACAGCUUUCUAAUGGUGGACGCACCCCAAACCUACAGACUAUUCAAGUCCAAGUUAGGGGCCAGGGCAGAUUUGUAGACUAAAGACUGCAAUACACCCCAAACCUACAGACUAUUCAAGUCCAAGUUAGGGGCCAGGGCAGAUUUGUAGACUGAAGACUGUAAUACACCACAAACCUACAGACUAGUCCAAGUUAGGGGCCAGGGCAGAUUUGUAGACUGAAGACUGUAAUACACCACAAACCUACAGACUAGUCCAAGUUAGGGGCCAGGGCAAAUUUGUAGGCUGAAGACAGUGUUAUAAAACCAAUUAGAAAACCAAAACAAAAACUGCACUUGAGCUGGUCAGGUCGGUGGGGGCCAAAUUAUAGUGUAAUAGAAGCACAAAUAUGGAGGACUAUAGAGGGCUGUGUUGGAUCUGUAGGGACGAAGAACACAGUGAAAUAAAACCAAAACUAGAUCAGAUAUGUAAAGCACUAAUGAGGGUGAGAUGUUGGAACUGUUCUCUAAGGACAGAGUAACCAGCAUGUUUAAUUCUAUGAAUGGCGUCUAAAGACUGUACUGUAUUUGUGUUUUCAAUGUGUGAUGUAUUUCAACAUUUACUAGGAGAUCAAAUCAGCCGAGUUUCUGAACAUGCAGCAAAAAAGGAUAGGAUUUGUAUUUUGUUUGUUUGUAUUUUAAAAUUUUGUGUUGCUGAAGUUUUUAAAAUGUUAGAAUUUAAGCUUUAAACUUUGGGAGUAUGUGUGUGAUGGAUAGAAGAAAUUUCAAUUUUGCAAUAUUUUUAGAAUGUCCGUAGUUAUUGCUAUGUAAUAUUGGUAACUACAGACAACAAAUGUAGCUUGGAGUUAGCCUCAGUCAGUAUUUGAUAAUUAGAUCUACUCAACAGAGGUCUUCAUACAGCUAGGUCUGCUUCCAUACAAAAUGAGCUAGGGCAGGAAUAUCUCCUGAUAUUCAGUCAUAUAAACUUUCCAUUACAUAAUUUUUAAACUUGCUGCAUUUUUAAUUGCAUUCAUUUACAUUGUCAGUAUCAGACAUAAUUAGUUGUUGACAAUUGUGAUGUCGCAGCAUGAAGGUAUUUUAAAGUGCAAGUUUUCAUAAAUCGUCAAAAGUCUACUAGAAUCGAUAGAUGAAAUAUCAAAGUAUGUAAUAACAGCAUAUCAUUUAGCAAACCAUAAAAUCUAACCUUAAGUUACUGUAAUAUAUAUGCAUAGGAAGAUGUUGUUGCUGGGGAUAAACUUUAGUAGUACACUAUCUCAUUAGUAAUUCUAGGGCAUACAAUCACUGGGACUGAUGGAUUUUCAUGGUAUUCAGUAGUGUUCGCAAUUUUAUAGAAAAAAAGAUUAUAGUUUGUCCAACAUCUUCACAACCCAUUGCUGUUGACUGUGUUACGUAGUCUUUAAGAAAUUGAUAUUCAAUGCCUUCAUUAUUUUAUCAUUUUGCUGUUGAAAUAUCUCUCUAUUAUGAGGAUCAUUUUGUAUUCAGACACAUUCCAAACAUGUUCUUUAUUAAGAGACAUUUCAUUUGUUCAGAAAUUUAUGCUCUCGACCAGAAGUGGGUUUUUUUUGAUGAUUUUUUUUUUUAUGAUCAUGUUACAUGUUACUUAAAAACUUGAUAUUAGUGGAAAUGGGGAGCAAAACUGUGUAAUAUUGUAGAUGGUAUUGUGUAGAUUAUGUCAAUACUCAAUCAGUCUCAAUCUUAGUAUUAAUAUAUUGAGUAUUGACAUAAUCUACAUAAUACAAACAUAUAUCAAAUUAAAUUUGAAAAAUUGUUUCGUUGUAUGUUGUGAAGCUCAGAACAAAUGUUUUUUGUUUUUUUCACAUUCUACUGUUUCUAGUCUGUAUAUUUUAAAUACUCUGAGAUUGAAGGAUUUGAAUAUGUUUGUAAUAUAUUGCAGUGUUCAGUCAGGCUUGCAAUUGUGCAUGAAUGCUAAUUUUAUUAUACAUGUAUUCAUCAUGAUCAUGGAUAUGUACUAGGUUUUGAUUUGGCAGUUGGUUUUGUCGAAUAAUGGAGAUACGUAGUCAUCUGGGUUAUGCCUUAUUAUUUGAUGAGGAUUAUGAAUGUGAACCUUGACUCAUUUACGAAAAUCUUUCUCUAUGCUUAUAUACUGUAAAUUAGAGGGCUUUUAUAUAUAGUGUGUACAUUCCUUGUUGAAAGGCCUUUCAAAUGGUGCCACGAUUAAUGAUCUUGUGAUUGUGACCUUUGACCCACUUAUUUGAAACUACUUCCACCAUUUGAGGUAUAUUUCUAUGAAGGAUGGCCUUUUGAUAUUUGUAAGGUGGAAUCCAUUAGACAAUUUUUCCACCAGUACAUACAAUAGGAUUUACUACCAUUGUGCUAUCAUUUGUAACAUCUAAGUUUAACAAACACAAUGUGUUGUUUAGGCUAGAGCGUUGGAGAAGAUACAUGCAAAUAUAAAAUCUGAUUCUACAUAUCACUGCUAUUUCUUGAAUCUUACGGAUGACCCCUUUUGUGUAGAUGUAUGAGAGUGUGUGUGGUUUGAUAGCUGCCUUGAGCUAAAGGCUGAAAUGAGACUUCUGAUCAACUUUUGUCUCCGUCUGCCUGUAUGACGAUUUAAAGAUAAUGUAAAUAGGGUGGGAUGUAAGAACCAGAGACACCAAACUUGUUUGAGCGUUUCCUCGUAUUAUUGAAUGUAAUUAUUUAAACCACAAGUUCUAGGGCCAAUUAUUUCUUACCGACAAUCAAACACUUUCUACCACAUUCACAUUAUGCUGCAAACAAUUGCCUAGUAGUGAUUAAUGGGAGGUCUCCUUACCACACAAUGCAGUCAACUAAGAUCCAACAAAUACCCGCCAUAUUUACUUACUGUACAGGUAGAGGGCCCAACUAACUGCCACUGUAAUUCUUUUUAGAAUAAAGACGGGUGUUUUUAUUUUUUAAAAACCUACCAUCAAUGAUGUAAUGGAACUUUUAACACUAGACAUUCCUGAUUUAAUUCCCCUGAAGAAUCUUGGGGACACUGGAGACUGAUAUUUUUGCAGAUUGUAUGUUUGUAUAUGUUGCGUAAGCCAUUGUCUUUCAAUGUUCAUAGAUUAUUUAUGUUUAAAAUUAACGAAUCCGUAAUCAGAAAGUUUGUCAAUUAUUUGUGAAUUAAAUCAAUAAAUAGUUUUUAAAAUCA
Molecule: messenger RNA, 5014 nt
Organism: Ostrea edulis (European flat oyster)
Lineage: Eukaryota; Metazoa; Mollusca; Bivalvia; Ostreida; Ostreidae
Exons: 10
Coding region: 41-1957 (638 amino acids)
Biological process (GO): activation of GTPase activity
Molecular function (GO): GTPase activator activity
Source: RefSeq, a predicted model, not a curated record